UCAAGAGGGUUCGUUGGAAAUCGAUUAAGUGCAAUAUAUCUAAAGUUAGUAAAGCUAAGACUGACCAUGAACUUUGAAUAAUACAGAAUAAUAUCACGUGCGUAGAAAUUCAUCGACAUUGCAUCAUUAACCUCACUAACUAGUUCACUUUGUGACGACUAUAAAAUAGUUUUAUUUUCUCUUCUUAUUUUCUUCUACAAUUUUUAUUCGAAAAUGGCAGUGAAUGCCGCAAAAGCUGUUCUAAAACAAGGAAAAACUGUUUUGCUAAUAUGCGAUGUUCAAGAGAAAUUCGCUAAAGCUAUGUACGAAUUUGGGAAAAUCACUCAGAACUCAGUGAAACUGAUAAAUGCAUUGAAACUUUUAAAUGUUCCCAUAAUUGUUUCUGAACAAAAUCCAAAAGCUUUGGGCAAAACUAUUCCUGAAUUUGAUAUUUCUGGUGCUAAAGGACCAUUUGAAAAGACUCAAUUUAGCAUGUGUAUUCCUGAAAUAAACAAAGAACUUUCUACAAUUUGUUCUGGUCAAAAACCAGAUUCAAUUAUUCUCAUUGGAAUUGAGACUCAUGUGUGCAUAGAAAAUACAGCAAUCGACUUAAGACAAAAUGGAUAUGAAGUACAUACUGUUGCAGAUUGCUGUACUUCUCGUACUCAAGAAGAUAGAUUAUUAGCAUUAGAGAGAAUGAAAAGAAUAGGAUGUCAUAUAGCUACUUCAGAGAAUGUCAUUUUUAAAUUGUUGGCAGAUGCAAAACACAAGGAAUUUAAAAAUAUUCAAAGUUUGGUAAAAACACCAACACAACAAACAAAUUUAGUUCCAGUUUCACAAUUAUAAAAAUUCAACUGUGUUAUAUAAAUCACUACAGAGAUAUUUUUAUAAUACGAUAAACAAAUUAUACAUGAAAUUACUUUUAUUUAAAUAUUAAUACCCAUAGGAAUAUUAUAUAUUAUUAUUAUAUUAUAUUAUAUUAUAAUUAUAUAAAAAAGUAAA
Messenger RNA from Apis laboriosa (Himalayan honeybee), 981 nucleotides. Its product is annotated as isochorismatase domain-containing protein 2-like. The transcript has 4 exons. The coding region runs from base 214 to 825 and encodes 203 amino acids. Gene Ontology annotation, cellular component: cytoplasm. Lineage: Eukaryota; Metazoa; Arthropoda; Insecta; Hymenoptera; Apidae. The record is from RefSeq and is a predicted model, not a curated record.